This is a messenger RNA of Rotaria sp. Silwood2, 1125 nucleotides long. The record is from the annotation of a GenBank genome assembly. Lineage: Eukaryota; Metazoa; Rotifera; Eurotatoria; Philodinida; Philodinidae.
AUGGCAUCUGCGACUACAUGCGGUUUGAUAAUAUUAGGAAAUAGUGGAGUAGGAAAAAGUUUCUUAGCCAAUCGAUUGCUAGAUGAUGAUAAAGCAUUUGAAAGUAGAUUUUCUGCUCGAUCUGUCACUCGCCAUACCGAAUGGAAAAAUAUGUCAACACCUAUUGGAAAAUAUAUUUAUUCAGUAGCUAAUAUUCCUGGUUUGGUAGAAGCAAACCAAAAAUUAAUUGAUGAAAAUCGUCAUGAAAUUAUGAAAGCCUUUGAACAAUAUCCUUUCUCUAUUGUUAUUUUUGUUUUUGGAAAUAAGGGUGGACGAAUACCUGAUGAAGAUUUAGUUGCUUUUAUGAAAAUUAAUGAUGCUUAUCAAUUCCCACCUGAAUCAUUACUUCUUAUUGUUAAUGGAAUUUUAUCAAAUGCACCCGAUGAUUAUGAAGAAAAAACAGCACAAAUGCUUGAAGACUUCACUCAUAUUGACAAAAGUCACAUCUGCUUUAUAGAAAAGACAACAUCAGAAGAAGAUAAACAUAUUAUUCGUCAUUGUCUACAUGAGAUAAUAGCAAAAUGUGAACCUACGUAUCAUACAAAGAAACAUGAUAUUGAAUUAAUAGCUGAUGAAAUUUCUCGAUUAAAAAUGGAAUAUAGACAACGACAAGAUCAAUUAUUAGCACAAGAAUAUGAAUAUUCAAAAAGGCAACAACUCAAUUCAACUUCAAAUCCAAUUCAAACAUGUCAUCGAUUACAACAACACCAUUCAAUUUCAGACACGAAUGAGCCAAUACAUGAAUCAAUUGAUCAUAACAGACGAUUUCAUAAAACGAUGGAAGAUAACCAAACUAAACAUGAGCAAUACGUAGCGCAUGUUGAAAAACUAAUACAUGAUGUAAAUAACGAUAACAUAACACAAUUAGCUCAACAACUCGAGAAUACUACCAAACAAAAUAGUGCAUUAAUUGCUCAAAUGUCACCACCGGUUACCAUCACUUAUGAAACAGAACGAAAAACUUCAUCGAAUAGGAUUAAAAAAAGAAUCGGUAAAGUAGUUACUUUUGUUAGUAACUUGGUUCUCGGUGAAUCCCAAUCUCCUGAACUUGAAGAUUAUCAAACUUCUCGUCAUGAUAAUAAUUAG